Messenger RNA from Penaeus chinensis, 2683 nucleotides. Its product is annotated as integrin beta-PS-like. Lineage: Eukaryota; Metazoa; Arthropoda; Malacostraca; Decapoda; Penaeidae. Gene Ontology annotation, molecular function: integrin binding. The coding region runs from base 153 to 2498 and encodes 781 amino acids. Gene Ontology annotation, biological process: integrin-mediated signaling pathway; cell migration; cell adhesion mediated by integrin. The transcript is spliced from 17 exons. Gene Ontology annotation, cellular component: integrin complex; focal adhesion; cell surface. The record is from RefSeq and is a predicted model, not a curated record.
GAUAACAGAAGAGAUAACUCCACUUCCUACCAGACAGAGAGGAGUGUUCUAACACCGAAGUUUGAAAUAGGAAAUAUUAUGUGCCACAGUGUUCGAAUUUCAACGUAAGGACGGCUACGACGUAAUAAGAAAACGGAGAUAAAGUUUCAGCAAUGAAGUUCACGCUUAUUGUGGUCUGCUUCGUCGCCUUGUCAUGCUGCUUGGCCGCUGAUUAUCCUGGCUGUCAACACUACACAUGUACAGAGUGUAUCCGUCAUCCCACUUGCAUCUGGUGCUCAGAGAACAACACCGAGACCAGAUUGCCGAGUUGUAUCAGCCAUGAGCACCCUGACUUCGAUAACUGGCAAGUGUGGUGUGAUAAUCAAAUAGUCGAACCGGAAUACAUUUACACUGUGAUCGAGGAGGAGCCUUUGUCUUCCGAUGGCGACGUCGAGAAUAUUGUGCAGAUGAAACCGCAGGAGGUUAACCUUACACUCAGAAUUCAGACCCCCCACAACAUAACCUUGACCUACAGCCACUCAGACAAUUAUCCAGCUGACGUCUACUACUUGAUGGAUGGAUCUAAGUCCAUGGCAGACGAUAAGGAUAUGUUGUAUACUCUUGGAGAAAAGCUGGCAGAAGGAAUGAAGGAGAUCACCUCUAACUUGCACCUCGGUUUUGGCAUCUUCAUUGACAAGCCAGUGUUGCCUUACAUUUCCACCAUUCCAGUGACCGGGGGCGAAACACCAGCCUACAGUUUCAAGAACGCUCUUCCACUCACUAGCAAUGCCUCAGCUUUCACGGAGGAGGUUGAGCGAGCGAAGGGCGCCACCAACCAGGACUUCCCUGAGGGCGGGUUUGAUGGCCUCAUGCAAGCUAUAGUGUGCGAGGAGAAAAUCAAGUGGCGCGGCACCAGUUUUCGGGUGAUCAUAUUUUCUACUGAUGCUGGUUUCCAUCUCGCGGGGGACGGGAAGCUUGCUGGUAUCUUAAGACCCAACGACAAGCAGUGCCAUCUUGACAACAACAAUGAAUAUAACAAAGCCAUUCAGUACGACUAUCCUUCAGUUGCUCAGAUCAACGAGAUGGCGAAGGUCCACAGAAUCAACCUGGUGUUCGCCAUCACAGCCGAGCAGGAACCGCUCUACGCCCGCCUCUCGCAGCACAUAGAGGGCGCGUCUUCUGGCGUUCUGGCGAGCGACUCCUCUAAUGUGGUUGACCUCCUCACCAGCAGUCUUAAGGACAUCAUUAGCAAAGUGGAACUGAGGGAGCGAGACCACAACGCCCACGUUUCAGUGCGUUACUUCAGCGAGUGCAAGGACGGCGAGAUGAAGGAACGAUCCUCUUGCCAGGGACUCGAUGCCGGGGACGAGGUCGAAUUCCUGGUGGAGGUCACGGCCACAAAAUGCCCAGACAACGAGAAAGAUUGGAAUCCAGUCAUCGAAGUGUAUCCUGUGGGCCGACAGGGGUCUCUGCAAAUCAACCUGGCGAUGCACUGCCAGUGCAGCUGUGCUAAGCCAGGUGAUAAGGGUUACAUUGCAAAUGCAGAGGAAUGCAACAGGAACGGCGAUUUCAAGUGUGGUGUAUGUGAGUGCCACGAAGGUUUCCUUGGGAAGUCAUGUGAAUGCGACAGCAAGGAUGCCGACAGCACUGGCACCAUCAGCGAAGACUCGUGCCGACAGACGAACACCUCCGCAAUCUGCAGCAACCGUGGUCAGUGCAGGUGCGGGCAAUGUCAGUGCAAUACGCCAGCAGAUCCGACUCAGCAAAUCUAUGGGCCAUUCUGCGAGUGCACCAAUUAUUACGGAUGUAUCGGCAACGAAGGCUUAAUCUGCUCAGGCCACGGGACUUGUGACUGUAACAAAUGUCAGUGCGAUAAGGGCUGGAGUGAUACCCUGUGCUCUUGUGACGAAGCUGACGACCAGUGCAAGGACCCAGGCAUGGACGAGAUCUGCUCAGGUCAUGGCACAUGCCAGUGUAACAAGUGCAUUUGCAGUGACGGCUACAAUGGCAAAUAUUGUGAAGACUGUCCUACAUGUACAGGAAAGUGCACAGAAUACACCCCCUGUGUUCAGUGCCAUGCGUUCCAGACAGGACCGUAUGAUGCCAACGAGUGCGAGGCUAACUGUGCUAUAUAUAACAUCACCUUGCAUGAAACAUUAGAGGUUGACAGCGGAAAGGAGAAAAAAUGUUCGUUUAUGGAUGAUGAUAACUGCCUCCACGUCUUCGCUUACACCCACGGGAGUGCUGGCGGAGUGACAGUCAUACGAGUCCAGACGGCGAAGGAGUGCACGGCCCCUGUCAACAUUAUAGCCGUGAUCGUGGGCGUGAUCGGAGCCGUGUUGUUGAUAGGGAUUUUGGCCCUUAUCGUCUGGAGGGUUUGGGCGUCCAUCCAAGACCGGCGCGAGUAUUCGAAGUUCAUUAUGAGUCGGGAUAACGAGAAAUGGACGGACAAUCAAAACCCGCUGUACAAGCAAGCCACGACCAUUGUCCAGAAUCCAAUGUUUGGAAUGAACAACUGAAGCUUCACAUAAGUUCCUGAUGCAGCGCCUGUCAAGAAUAAAAGCGAGCAUAUUGAUAAUUCCUAAUUUCUCUUUCUCUUUUUCUUUCUUUUUUCUUUUCUUUCUUUCUUUCUUUCUCCCUUUUUUCUUUUCUUUCUUUCUUUCUUUCUCCAUUUUUCCUUUCUUUUUUUUCUUUCUUUCGUUCU